Molecule: messenger RNA, 2164 nt
Organism: Leucoraja erinaceus (little skate)
Lineage: Eukaryota; Metazoa; Chordata; Chondrichthyes; Rajiformes; Rajidae
Gene: ccdc102a
Product: coiled-coil domain containing 102A
Exons: 9
Coding region: 265-1899 (544 amino acids)
Cellular component (GO): myosin complex
Source: RefSeq, a predicted model, not a curated record
GGCCGGUAAAUUGAUUGGCCGCCCGCCGGCUCCGUUGGGCCCUCGAGCCCAUGGAUCUGGUGGCCAAAGAUCCCAUGGCAAGCCCUAUACUGUAGGAUCAUUGCUGGUGGCCUCGGCCGGGGGAAGCUGAUCGGUGCCUCGGAACUGGUGGAGCUCGGCAGCGGAGGACAUGAGUGGACAUUGGGGGGAAGCGCAUGCAGGUUAGAGUUUGGAAGUUAGCAGGUUGCGAUACCUGGUUAACAACUGCAGCUGUUUCCUGUGAAGAUGAAUCAGAGCAGUGAGUCCUCUGUGGGUGAAGCCAGGGAGCUGAGCAAGUCACCACUACUCAGCAUCCACAGCCAGUCAAACUUCAGCCUGCAGCCUGAAAGGAUGUGGUCUCCAGAGAUCCCUGUGAUCAGGAGGCAGACUCCCAGUCCACAGCUACCACUCUGCAUAGACAGCGACUGGGAGAGUCGGGAGGAACUGCGACUGCGUGAGCUGGAAGAGGCUCGAGCCCGUGCAGCCCAAAUGGAGAAGACAAUGCGCUGGUGGUCAGACUGCACGGCCAACUGGCGUGAGAAGUGGAGCAAGGUGCGGGCAGAGAGAAACAAGUGCCGGGAAGAGGUGAGACUGCUAAGACAGAAGCUGGAGGCACUCAGCAAAGAGCUGACCGCAGUAAAACGUGAAAAGCAGGAACUUUUCAAUGAGAAUGAGCAGUUGAGGUUGGAAGCUGCAUGGAUAAAGAACGGUCAGGACGGUGAGCACACAGUGGACAAUAAAUUGGUGUCUGAGAAGGAGAGUGUGAUCUUAAACAUUCCAGAACAGGAACCAGUGCGAGAUGUUGGAAGAGAGAAAACUUCUAAAAACAAGGACCUGGACUUUAUGGAAGUGAUUCUGAAAAAUGAGCAGGAAAGCUCAGAGCCAUGGGACAAGCACACUGCUCAGAGCAUGCGUACUACGUUCAGCCGCCAAGAGAGGAACCGCAUCCUAUGGGAAGAAGUGUCUAUACUGGAAGAGGAUACAACUAAAGUCACUGCAUUACAGUUGCGUCUGGAUGAAUCCCACAAAACUCUGCAGAAAGAGAGAGAAGACAAGAAUGCACUCGGUAAGAACAUUGAGAAUUUGGAGGCAGAUAUCUCGCAAUGGAAAAUGAAGUAUGAAGAGCUCAGCAAAUCUAAGAAAGAGGUGCUUAAACAGCUGAACAUGUUAAAGGAAUUGCACCAGGAUGAAUUGGGUCGGAUAUCAGAAGACCUGGAAGAUGAGCAGGGAGCUCGGACAACCAUGGACAAAAAACUUGCAGAACUGCGGGCUGAGAUGGAGAGACUCCAGGCAGAGAACACCUCUGAGUGGGGCAAGAGGGAACGAUUGGAGACCGAGAAGCUGAACCUUGAAAGAGAGAACAAAAAGCAGAGGGCACAGAUUGAGGAUUUGGUGGAAGUAUUGGCCAAAAAAAGGAAGCAGGUUGCAAGUGCCCUGGACAUGGACUUGAAGACCAUUCAGAACGAGCUUUUCGAAAAGAAUAAGGAGUUGUCGGAUCUCAGGCACGUUCAUGCCAAGCUAAAGAAACAGUAUCAAGAAAAAAUGGCUGAGUUGGCACAUGCAAACAGAAGAGUGGAGCAGCAUGAAACAGAAGUGAAGAAACUGCGGCUACGAGUGGAAGAGUUAAAGAAGGAGCUGGCAGUGGCUGAGGAUGAGGUGGAUGAAGCUCAUAACCAGGCCAGGAGGUUGCAGCGGUCCUUGGAUGAACAGACAGAAGAGUCUGAGAACCUUCAGGUACAACUAGAGCACCUGCAAACAAGGUUGAGGAGGCAACAGACAGUCUUUGGGAAAAGAAGCUCAUGUUUUGACCCAGAUGAUCCCAAUGAGACUGGCAGUGACUUUGAUGAUGACCCCGAGUUGUUGCAGCUGCAGAUCCCUUGAGCAAGCAAUUGGAAGGUUGGUGGACCAGAGGGAGGAAUCUCUCCAGAAUGUCAGCUACUACAUUGCCAGCAGCAGGCCAAGAGGUGGUUUGGGGCUUUAUGAAACAGGAGUUUCCGAAACUAUUCCUAUAACAUAAUUCUCUAAAAAUAACUCUCACCACCUUCAUUAAUGGACUUUGUAUCCUUUCAAAAUAUAUUUAUGCAUAUAACUGAUCGCUGUACACUAUAUUUACAUGAAUUUUCUAUUAUAAACCCGAGUACUUAGA